This is a messenger RNA of Danaus plexippus (monarch butterfly), 1613 nucleotides long. RefSeq lists its product as uncharacterized. The transcript is spliced from 4 exons. Lineage: Eukaryota; Metazoa; Arthropoda; Insecta; Lepidoptera; Nymphalidae. Gene Ontology annotation, molecular function: DNA binding; catalytic activity. Gene Ontology annotation, biological process: DNA repair. Gene Ontology annotation, cellular component: nucleus. The record is from RefSeq and is a predicted model, not a curated record. The coding region runs from base 244 to 1566 and encodes 440 amino acids.
AGUCAAACAUUCACGCAUGUUUAUACUUUAUUUACGGUUUGUGUUUUUCAGAACUGCUAAAAACAAAAUUGCGAUAUGAUUAUUUUUGAUAAAUUAUAAUAACUUACUUGGAAAAACCAUAACGUUCGAAAUGUGCGUUGGGAUAUAAUAAACAAAAUUUCAUUCCAAAAAAAUUCAUGGCUGUCAAUCACGCGUCAAUCACGUGCUGCCUUCACACUACAUUUAGUCGUGUUCUGAACAGCGAUGGAGACGCACGUAUCGACUACGCCAUACAUAGAAACGAAUCAAAGCAAAAUUGAAUUAGAGAAAGAAUUUAUAUUCGCAUGGAGGUCAUUCCCGGCUUUGUGGGACCCUAGAAAUCAAUACUACACAAAUAAAUAUAAAAGAUUAGAAUAUCUACACAAGCUUCUGGAGGUGUACCAAAAAAUUAAACCGAGCGCAACAACAGAUGACGUGCGGAAGAAGAUUAACAUAUUUAGAAGCAAUUAUAAAAGAGAAUUGAAUAAAAUAGAAGAAUCUAGAAAACGCGAUUGUGGUGACGUGGUCUACUCGCCGAGGGUGUGGUAUUUUCCAUUGUUGAAUUUCUUGACCGAAACCAAACAGUCCAUGAAGUUGCCCCAUAAUUCAUUCGAUUCUGAGGAAGAAGUGAAUACAUCGAGAGAAAUUGAAAAUUUGAACAGUGAUAUGACAGAAGAAACCAAGACGACCAUCACAAAUGUAGGGGAAAAAAGUAAAAUAAAAGAAGAAAUAUUUGAAGGACACGUCUGCGAGAACUAUGAAAACAUUUCAAAAAGAAGAAGAUGUGAAAAUCAAGAUAUACAAAGCAGUACUUCAGAUUCUUGGCCAAUGUGUUUAAAAAUGUCCGAAGAAUUUGAUUGUAUUAGCAGUUUCUUUGAUGGAAACAAUGUAACUCUAAGUCCGGAUACAUUGUCAGUUGUAUCGAAUACAGAUUAUCAGAACACCAGUCAGAAUUCUAUGAAUUUGGAGAACGACUUGAGUUUAUCACAAUUAACAAUAGAAGAGCCGGACCCAUUAAACAUACCGCCUUUCUUCAAUCUCACACCUCGCUUAAUGCCCGAAUCACCUCACUAUAUAAUAGAGGAGGAAUUCUCUCUCAACCCCUGGGCAAUGUUAGUAGCAACUAUAUUCCUAACAAAGACGUCCGGCAAAACAGCUAGGCCGUAUAUAAAGAGUUUUUUCACGGACUAUCCGACACCUUACCAAGUUUUGGAUGAAACUCCAUCGUCAUUAGAGAGGUUCUUCGAGAACUUAGGAUUAAAAAAACGUGGUAAUAUGAUUUGGAAGCUGAGUUACCAGUUCGUGUCUGGUAAAUGGCGGCGAGCUAGCGAUCUCUGUGGAAUCGGGAAGUAUGGGGAGGACGCUUAUAGGAUCUUUUGCUUAGGUCACACGGAUGUAAACCCUGACGAUAGAUAUUUAAAGCUCUAUUUAGAUUGGCUGCAGUGUCACACUGAGUUCAUAAAAGACAGUAGCGUAACUGACAGCGAAAACCUAUUACAAGAUCCGGUUCUGAAAUACUAUAGAAUUACUUUGAAAAGUAAUGUAUAAAAUAUUGUUAUAAUUAUUCUUUAUUUAAUAAAAGGAAUAAUGUGAAA